GUUUCGUAAUUAUUCGUUGCCAAAAAGCCCAUACGCCAAAUUACAGAACGUACAAUUUUCGUCAGUCGGAUCGCUCCCCCCCUAGGUCGGGAAAUCGACAGGUAUUGCGGCCUGAGCUGAGACUUGGUGUCACCGGCCGCUAUCUACACGCAGCAACAAUGUGGUCAGAUAAACACCAACCCGGCCCACCGCUACAAUCGGGGCCGAGCCCGCCGCGAGCCUGGACAGAGCGCUUGUUCCACAUGCUGCCAGAUUACGCUGGCCCAUACAGCGUCGGGGUCAUGGAGAUAGAGGUGCCGGCCCGUGAGCCGCGGGUCUUCUCACGCAUCAAACGCAACCAUAAGUAUGCCCUGCGCAUGGACACCGUCCUCUUCUCCGUAUACUACCCUUGCGACCCCCCCUCGCCCGACGCACCCAGCCAGAGGAGGCAGAGACCCAGAGCCACGUGGCUGCCGAGACCGCGCGCCAUGACCAGUAAAGGAUAUGCAAAGUUCUUCAACAUCCCGCAUCUGCCUGUGACGGCAUAUAUUGCGGCCACCACCAUGUACACUAAACUUCCCGCUUUCCGGAACGCCAAGCUCGCCGGCCGUCACGCCGCCGCUACGCCGCGCGCUUCUGGCAGCGCUGACAGCCAAGACACCGCGUUGGAGAGCGGGGAUGACCAACCCCGGUUUCCCGUCAUUCUCUUCAGCCAUGGGUUGGGAGGUUCGCGGACAUCCUAUAGCGCGGUGUGCGGCGAGCUAGCCAGCAACGGCAUCGUCGUCGUUGCGGUGGAACAUCGAGAUGGCAGCGGCGCGCGAUCCUACGUCAAUAUUCCGCCAGGCGCCAAGCUGGCAGCAAGUAUGGACAGCGACAGGACGGGUUCGAACCGCUACUACAAGGUUGAUUACAUAUUCCCUCGAGGUAACGCUCAGGACACAUCGCCUAAUAACGUCAGGGGCGUGGAUACAGAACUCAGAAAUGCCCAGAUUGAAAUGCGCAUGUCCGAGAUCGAAGAGGCCUAUCAUGUUCUAGGGCUGCUCAACAGCGGGCAGGGGGCUUCGGUGUACAGCAGCAAUUUGAGGAAGAAGGGCAACGCAGGGUCAAGCUCCCAAGGUUUGGAGGGAGUCGCUUGGUCCAGUUGGGAAGGGAGGCUCCUGUUGCGGCGGGGUGUUACUGCGAUGGGACAUUCAUUCGGCGGAGUAACGACAGUCGAGAUUGUUCGCGAGAGUGACCGGUUCCCAUACAUCGGCCAGGGCAUCCUGCUGGAUGUGUGGGGGCCGGCAACCCCGAAAGUAGGAGAACUAACCCAUCAGUCGUUGCGGAAACCACUCCUCGCUGUUAAUUCCGAGGCAUUCAUGUAUUGGGCAGAGAACUUCGAGAGACUCGGCGAUAUCGCUAGCGAGGCGAAAAGCGGGGGCGCUGCCUGCUGGAUGAUGACCGUAAAAGGGUCAACCCACCUUUCCCAAACCGACUUUGCGGUCCUUUACCCUCGCUGGGUGUCGCUGUUUAUGAAAACUCUCGUUAACCCGAGACGAGCUGUAUAUCUAACCGUAAAUGCGUCCUUGGAAUUCCUGAACCGGAUUUUACCCCCCGAGUUCACCGUACGAUGCGGCUGGGCUGACGAAGGGAUCUUGCGCACAAAAACACUGCUAGUAAACGAGCUGCCGCGCGAACACCGACCUGAAGAUAAAUGGAUGGCUAGCCGUCUUCGGAUACCCCAUGAACUGCGGCUCCGUGUGGCCAGUUGGUGUCGAUGGGGGCGUAGAGCUUCGAUAGUACCGACUGAUGUAAAGGGUAGGCGAUUAGAGGGCCUGGUAACCCACGCCCCUGGGAGCGAGAUUUGGAUGCACUAUGGCCCGAGUCAGGGGUGAAUGUACCUAGCACAUGUUAAUCCAGAUAAAGGAGGGU
This is a messenger RNA of Durotheca rogersii, 1890 nucleotides long. RefSeq names its product platelet-activating factor acetylhydrolase, isoform II-domain-containing protein. The transcript has a single exon. The record is from RefSeq and is a predicted model, not a curated record. Gene Ontology annotation, molecular function: 1-alkyl-2-acetylglycerophosphocholine esterase activity. The coding region runs from base 159 to 1853 and encodes 564 amino acids. NCBI's taxonomy places the organism in Eukaryota, Fungi, Ascomycota, Sordariomycetes, Xylariales, Xylariaceae.